Penicillium taxi is the source of this 813-nucleotide messenger RNA. RefSeq lists its product as uncharacterized. The record is from RefSeq and is a predicted model, not a curated record. The coding region runs from base 1 to 813 and encodes 270 amino acids. The transcript has 2 exons. Lineage: Eukaryota; Fungi; Ascomycota; Eurotiomycetes; Eurotiales; Aspergillaceae.
AUGGCUAAUACCUCCCGGAUCUGGCUUAUCACUGGCACCUCGUCCGGAUUUGGCCUGGAGUUGGCUAAAGUGGCUGCCCAGCACGGGGACCGCGUGUUAGCCACCACACGUAGUCCGCAUAAAUUAGCCAAGCUCGAGUCGUCCAACCCUAACAUCAAGGCUGUCUACCUAGACCACAACGAGCCCCCAGCCCAGAUCCAGGCAGCGGUCAAGACUAUUCUAGCCGUCUAUGGCACGGUCGACAUUGUCGUCAACAAUGCCGCCUACGUGCAGACAGGCGUGCUUGAAGAAACCACCCCAGAAGAGACUCAGCGUCAGUUCCAAGCUAAUACCUUUGGCCCACUUAACCUUUACCGCGCCCAACUGCCACAUUUACGCGCUAAGGGGUCGGGCACUUUGACCGCCCUGCGCUGGCUCGGACUUGGGCUGGCUGGUGAAAUCUCCCAGUUCGGUAUCAGCCACUGUUUAGUCGAACCGGGCUUCUUCCGCACCGAGUUACUGAAUCCGACAGCCAAUAUUACUACGACCGCCAAGUCCUCGCGUCUAUCGGCCUACCAGGAGUUAAACGACACCACCGACUCCAACUUCGCCGCCUUUAACGGCGCCCAGUUGGGUGACCCUGUGAAGGGCGCGAAAGUUAUCUACGACGUCGCCACCUCCACGGGAGUCGCCGAGGGGAAACCCCUACCUGUUUUCUUGCCCUUAGGAAGUGAUGACAUCGAAGAGAUUACCAAGGCCGCAUCUGAGACCUUGGCAGUGAUUAAGGAAUGGCGGGAGAUUAGUUCCUUGACGGACCUUCCCAAAGGUUCGUAA